UUGGCCAACCGGCCCUAUCGUGCCUGUUGUUGGCGCUCGCCAUAAUCUGCAUACACGUGGGAUCCGCGCAGACGCAGGUGCUGCCUGUCUCGAUGAUAUGCAGUACUGAUUGGUAUGUUUGCACUGAUAUCUACACGCCGUUUAUUUAUUUGCGUGCAAUUAACCCGUCUUCGUUUCGCCAGGUUCGGAGAUGAUGGACAAUGGAGCACGGUAUAUAUUUCUAUCGGCAACGACUCUGAACCUGUUGCUGUCCUCCCGAAUACCGUCGGAGUCGAUAUUCUGGUCGUUGACGACAGGGGAGGAUGUCUGCAUGACUCGGCCGCGGACUGCUCGAGCGAGCGCGGUGGAUUAUUUUCCUCAGAUAAUUCAUCGACCUGGCAAUCGGCCGGCGGCUAUCGAAACGCAACUUUCAACGGAAUCGGGUUGACUUCACUGUACGCCAAUUAUGGCGAUGACUAUGUUUCCUUCGACCUCCAGGACGGCUACGGUCCAACUGUAGCUGGCAACCUGACUUCAUCCGUGGCUACGUUUAAUAGUACUGACACCUGGGUCGGCUUUCUCGGACUGGCUCUUAGUCGUUCCGCUUUGAGCGAUUUAGGUUCCUCCACAUUCAUGGAAAACGUAUGGGAUAAUCGUUCUUCGGCCUCGAGUUGUUCAUAUGGAUACACUGCUGGUGCUUAUUACCGUUUGAAAGGUGUCCCCGCUUCACUCGUCAUCGGCGGAUAUGACCAACUUCGAUUCGUGCCGAACGAUGUUUCAUUUAAUCUCUCACUCCAAUAUGUCCCUGUUGUAUCGCUGUCAUCGAUUCAAGGCACUUCUGUCAAUCGCAGCAGCAAUUCUUCCAUGACUGAACUUGUGGAGGCUUCUAUCAACUCGUAUUUCACCCUCGACACAUCGACAUCUUAUAUUUGGCUCCCCCAAGACACCUGCGACAUGUUCAGCGAAGCUCUUAAUUUAACUUGGGAUGACAGGAUCAACCUCUACACGUACGGAGAUGAUCCGAGCAACCAUGAUUAUCUUGCCAGCGCUAAUAUUUCCUUCACAUUUGCGAUUGCCGACACUUCCAGCUCGUCAGAAAUCGUCAAUAUUACCCUACCCUUCUCCGCAUUCGAUCAAUCUAUCAGCUAUCCAUACCCUGGAUUUUACCUCAACGACACUUCUCAAACUAUACCUUAUUUCCCUAUAAAACCCGCGUCAAACAGCGAUGAAUAUCGCAUAGGCCGCGUCUUUUUUCAAGAGGCGUACAUCAUUGUUGACUAUGAACGCGGGAACUUUUCCGUCUCUCAAGCCAAUUGGGCGGGUGACUUGCUGAACGAGAACGAGCUUAUUGUGAUCGACCUAGUACCUGAUAGCGAAUUUCCAGGGGAGACGAGCGAAUCACAUUUGUCCAAGGGUGCGAAGGCGGGGAUUAUAGUUGGCUCUUUAGCCGGCUUUAUAUUCAUUUUGAUUAUAUUAUGGUGGUUCGUCUUGCGCAAGCGAUAUAUUUUCACCGGCUGUCUCCGCCGACGAGACAAGGCACAAAAGAAUCCGGAAAACAAACCACCGGUGCCAAAUUCCCAGAGCCUUGCACCCCGUCGUUUGCGGAACUGGCUGUAUCGUGGCCGUGCUGAGGUCGCGGGUGAUCAUACGCAGCCUUCUGAACUGUCGGGAGCGGAUAUGAUCCAUGAACUGCCAGGUUCAACGCCUGGGGAUUUUCGACAUUCUUCCCCAGCCACAUCCAAACAAGCUUUGCGACGGAGUCGCAUGUCCAUAGCGCCAUCCAGCAUUGUCAGCUUUACAUCGUCAACGCGCAUGUCUGUAUCAUCGGACGGUAGCAUUGAAGAAGAAGAAUUAAUUUCACCUCACCCGACAUCUCGGCCGUCGUCCAUCGCCAAACAUCCUUUUACCAUGACCGACACAACAGCAACGGAAAAUAAUGGCCACGAGACCACCACUAAUCGUUCGUCCCGAAUCCAGCCGGGUGAGAUCGUAGUCGGUCCAUCGUCACCCACCAACACUGCUCAUCGCAGAUCCGAAGAUUAAUCACCUCAUCAUACUACUCACCAUCCGUCUUCGAGCUUCGUCUUUUUUACACUUUAUUUCCCAUCGUUUAUAUCUAUCUCGAUCAUUUCAUGCCGAUCUAUCCGGCUACGACAAUAAAAUUUAACGGUUGUAUAUU
Messenger RNA from Talaromyces proteolyticus, 2158 nucleotides. RefSeq names its product aspartic peptidase domain-containing protein. Lineage: Eukaryota; Fungi; Ascomycota; Eurotiomycetes; Eurotiales; Trichocomaceae. The record is from RefSeq and is a predicted model, not a curated record. Bases 115 to 2022 code for a protein of 635 amino acids. The transcript has 4 exons.